Cottoperca gobio is the source of this 2490-nucleotide messenger RNA. It is a transcript of the gene sirt7, whose product is annotated as sirtuin 7. Gene Ontology annotation, cellular component: nucleus; chromatin. Lineage: Eukaryota; Metazoa; Chordata; Actinopteri; Perciformes; Bovichtidae. Gene Ontology annotation, molecular function: histone H3K18 deacetylase activity, NAD-dependent; NAD+ binding. The record is from RefSeq and is a predicted model, not a curated record. Bases 122 to 1345 code for a protein of 407 amino acids. The transcript has 10 exons.
GCAGGGGGCGCUGCUGGCCGUUUGGCUCUCGUCUUUACACGGACAACAUCCUGUUCUGUCGUUGGUCGAUAUGUGCUGUGUUUUGAAUAGAGAGAUACCUCUCAGCUGAUUUUACUACGUGAUGGAAGAGGAGGCAGACACCGGUGUUUCCUCGCGGGCCGAGAGGAAAGCGUUGGAAAAGGCCAAAAUACUUAAACGAGAAAGCGAGAAGAAGAUCUUCAGACUGGUUGGACGAGUCCUGAAGAAACCGGAGGCUGAGCGGUCGGAGGACGAGGCUGCUGUGUUACUGCUGCACAGAGAAACUGUGGACGAGCUCUGCAAGAGACAAGUCCGCAGAAAUGUGCUCAAGAGGAAGCAGGAGGAGGUGUUUGAUGACGCUGAUGAGCUGAAGAGUAAAGUCAGGCAGCUCGCCAUGGCAGUCAAACAAGCAAAACACGUGGUGCUAUACACUGGAGCUGGCAUCAGUACGGCAGCUUCUAUCCCGGACUACAGGGGCCCUAAUGGGGUGUGGACACAGCUACAGAAGGGACGGACAGUCAGUUCAUCCGACCUAAGUAAAGCGGAGCCGACCCUCACGCACAUGUGCGUUAGGAUGCUACAUAAGGAAAAGCUGGUACAGCAUGUUGUUUCUCAAAACUGUGACGGACUUCACUUGCGUAGCAGUCUACCCAGACACGCCCUGUCUGAGCUUCAUGGAAACAUGUUUAUUGAGGUGUGUACGUCCUGCACGCCGGUCAGGGAGUAUGUGCGUUUAUUUGACGUGACGGAGCGGACGUCGCUGCAUCGCCACGGGACAGGCCGCAGGUGUAGCCACUGUGGCGGUGAACUCAGGGACACCAUAGUGCACUUUGGAGAACGGGGAACCCUAGAGCAACCUCUCAACUGGAAGGGAGCUGCACAGGCUGCCGAGAUGGCCGAUGUUAUCCUCUGCUUGGGCUCCAGUCUGAAGGUGCUGAAGAAAUACGCUUGUCUGUGGAGCAUGAACAGACCAGCAAGCAAAAGGCCCAAACUCUACAUUAUCAACCUCCAGUGGACACCAAAAGAUGUUCUGGCUGUGUUGAAAAUUCAUGGCAAGUGUGAUGACGUCAUGAGCCUCCUAAUGGAGGAGCUGAACAUUCAGGUGCCUGUGUACGACAGAGCAGAAGACCCCGUCUUCAGUCUCGCCGCACCUCUGCGGCAAGAAGAGGUCGACAGCCAUACUCGUGAGGUCAUAGCUCCGCUUGAUGGGCAGGAGGACUGCUUACCUGGCUCUGGAGAGCAGGCAGAAGAAGCCACAGCUGUGCAGGGCGGCUGGUUUGGUCGAGGCUAUGGCAAAGGAAGGAAAAAGAAGAAAAAAGCUGCAUAAUCAAGCAGACUUUAGAGACUCCUUCGAUGUGGUCAAGUACGUCAAUCCCAAUGAGGGAUUCAAAUGUGCGCAUGUUGAUUACAUUACUUAUGAAUGAUCAAAAAUGGAAAGUCAAAAACUUUGCUAACAAAGCCAAAUAUUAAGUGCAACACAUAGCAGGCCAGCUAAUAUUACUGACCCGGUUCCAUAGCCCAGUAGCUAGCAUAGCCAACAUAGCCUGUAAGACAAAGUUUGAAUGACAAAACCAUAAAAUAAUUCUCACUCGCACCCUGUAGGCUCAGAAAGUGUUUCCUCCUUGACACGCAGCAUGUGUGAUGGUCUCAAUGGAUAGCAGUAGUGUCAAGUUUUGAUGAAAAAAAAGUCCAAAGAAAGUUUUGAAACCACUCCUGCAGCAUAAUAAUUUUUCUGCUAUCCCUCUGUAUGCUUAGUACAUCACAAACGCAUUUAUAUUUUCAUUGAUGUAUAGUUCUUACAACCUACUUUGAAGCCUAUAGAUGCUGACUGAUCAUCAGAAGAUCAUAUUAUUGGUGGAGUGUCCCUUUUAAAUGUAUUUUAAGUUGUUUUCUUUACCAAGUUGGUAUUUGUUUGAGCAUUAGCUAAACCUAAAUGGACGCACUGGUGCCUGAAGUGGAAGUUACUGUACAUGCUCAUGGGUAGUUCUUAUAGUGGAACACAAAUGUUUACAAGUGGCACAUGCCAAUGGAACAACUGCAUACAAAUUCUACUGUCAUUCAUCCUCAGGUUUGUAGGAUAGGUAAAACAGCUACUACUGUUACUGAAAUUGUGGAAUUUGCCAAUGUUUACAUGUUUAUCUAAACUUUUAUGCAGACAAUGCAACUCUGCUACUAGCACUUCUUUGUCUACAGAAAUUUAAGAAGGAACACUGAUUUUUAUUUAUUUUUUACUUGCAUUUUGAUUAGUUGUUAGUUUCAGUCGUGUCAAGUUAUUGUUUACUGAAGUGAUUAGAAACAUCCAAAUAUGUUUCUCUAUUCAUUUGUCUCAGGGACAUCCAGUGUUAUUAAUAAUGUCUUCCUGUACCAUAUAGUGUCAGAGGUUAUUAAAGGCCAGACUAGACACAAUUAAUAAUGAUAAUAUUAUUUAUAAUGAUAUCAAUGAAUAUCAUCUUAUAAUAUAGUACACUUGAU